CAGCCGCCAAUUUUUUUCCCCUGCGUACGGCUUGUCAAUUGUCAUUUUUCCAAGCCAAGAAGUUUUAUUUUUGGACCAAAUUCGGUGAAAAUUAGUGAUUUUAGCGAUCGGCUGGAAUUGGAUGCUCGCUAAUCGAGGGCGUAAACGGUGAAUGAAUUCAUCCCACUAAUAGAGCAAUAAGGAAACGAAACACCGAUUAUAAUGCCCUCUCCAACGGCAGCAACAUGGGUAAAAUUCUUCACGAAUGCGAACAUUCCGUCGCCUGCCGCAGCUACGUAUGCGCACGUAUUUGUCGAAAAUCGCAUUCAAAUGGACAUGCUGAUGGACUUGAACAAGGAGUACCUACGAGAAAUGGGCAUAACGACGAUGGGCGACAUAAUAGCGAUAUUGCGCCACGCUAGGAAAGUCCACGAACAGAGUGCAAGGGAUAGGGUAUUAUCCGUACCGGAUGCAGACAUAUGUCUGCCGGUGGCCACGGUAUCCGCAACACAGAGUACAAGCUCGGUUAGCAAUGGAAAGAAGACGGAAAAAGCUGGAAUGACCCGAACCGUAUCAACAACGAUACCAGCGAAGGGCGAAACGAAAGCGCGACGUGUGCUACCGGAACACGAAGGAAAAUAUAAAAUCACACUCCCUUCCGGCAACACUCCAAGAAGUAGAGAGAUUCUUGAGAAAAAGACACAGGAAAGUAAACCACUCACUGGCAGUGCUUUGGUUACUGCCGUUUCGAAAGUAGGCACUAAGCGUAGCAGCAUUUUUGACCGACUCAACAAUGACAGUGAACCACCACCUAGCAAAGUAUCUUCGAAAGCACAAUCAGUCCAACACGCAACGGUACCGGUCGUAUCGAGUUCCAUAUUUUCUCGGCUGGGUGGUCGGCAAGCAGAUGACAAUGGAAGCUCCUCCAACGUACGCAUAACCGCAUCGAGCAUUUUAAAGUCAUCCGUCACCAACGGCACAUCGUCCGCUCUGACGAAAAUUCCUCCAGCACAGCAGAAAGUAAUCCUGGUUAAAAAGAUGCCUGCCAAAGCGGCUCUUCCGACCUCAUCGGAUGAGGACGAAAUGUGCGAUUACCCAGCAUUCAGCGGAGGAGGCAUAAAGUCUGUUUCGUUUUCCGAGGAGGACGAAGUGCUUGAAAUUGCUCCGAGAAAGCCAAACAAACCGACCAGCUCUCCUAGUAAUCGGCUGAAGUUUAACGAGCAGGAAGUGUCUGUGAAGCAGCGCCUCGGGGGUGGAUCCAGAAUGGGACUAACAUCUUCUGCUACCGUAAUUCGAGACUCGUCCUUCCGCGGCACGAAGAAGGUGGUGCACAUGAAACCACAACCCAAGGUAUCUCCUUCAAGAAGUGGACUGAAGUCAGAUUCGAUCGGAGGAGCUCGCAGUAAACAACCGAUUAAAGCUCGUCUCAGUUUGGGCUCACAGACUGUUGCAAAUGCAUCCAAGCACAGCAUUGUGAAGCGGAUGGAUAGAUUCAGCCUCGAUUCUAAGAUGACCAACGUUAGACGUAGUGCACCGGCCAACAACAGUACUGUAUUUGAUCGACUAGGAUAUAACCGUAAGUAAGAAUACAAAGGUACAAAACCGUUGUACUAAUUUUCCCCUCAAAUAAAUGAACCAACAAAUAAUACUUGAACCCUCUAUUUUAUGUGGUAAGUUUCGAAAGAAUACCAGAUC
Messenger RNA from Anopheles funestus (African malaria mosquito), 1674 nucleotides. RefSeq lists its product as uncharacterized. Gene Ontology annotation, molecular function: protein binding. The coding region runs from base 202 to 1563 and encodes 453 amino acids. The transcript has 3 exons. NCBI's taxonomy places the organism in Eukaryota, Metazoa, Arthropoda, Insecta, Diptera, Culicidae. The record is from RefSeq and is a predicted model, not a curated record. Gene Ontology annotation, cellular component: nucleus.